CAAUGGGAUUAUCCAAGGAGUUGAUAUUAUUAUUCUAAAAGUAUUAUUUAUUAAAUUAUUUUUAUAUAAAUGUUUAUAUGAACUUCUUGAUGGGGUCAAUGAGCUGAAGAAUUUGUGGACCUCUGUUCUAAGUGCGCACAUCCAUGUAAGAGCUACAGUUUCCCUCAUUGUCCUCGUGAGAAAGCAUCAUUGGCAAAACUUCCUUAGCCCUCACGUUUCAAUCUUCCUUUGUACUUCAGGCUCCUAUUAAAAACUGAAGUCUCUGGAAGUUAUAAAAAAAUCAUUCCUUCUUGAAUCGGAGCUUAACUAAAAUCUCAGGAAUGGAUUCUUGGUAUUUACUGUUUUACAGGGCUGUGGCCUGGAUUAUGAUCAUUUUAGUCAUUGUUAUCAACUGUAAUUUUAAAAUUUCCCCCAGCACAAAUAUUUGUGGUGGUAGUUGAAGCAUUUCCAGCUGGUUGCUGGACCAAUGCAUCAUUUUGCCAGGAUUGUCAGUAACUGUUUCUUUGAUUUGUAAGUCGCGCUUAUGCAAUCAGUAAUGGUACCUUGUGUUCUUGUGAUUCCUUCACAUGUCUUCUAUCACUAUCAGAGCCUUUUCCAGUGAUUUAUCCCUUCACACACGUCCAAAAUAUCUAAACUGUAGUUUCACAAUGCCACCAAUGACUAGCGUGCUUCACUUCAUCUAGUUUUCAGUUAUUUGUUCUUGUGGACCAAAACCAGCAGUUUUCUCCAGCAUCUGAAAAAAACUGAGAAUUCCAUGAUCUCCAAGAAAGCUUUAAUUUUGCUUCAUUCAGCCUUCCUGAUGGUCCAGGGUUUACAAAUCUCUGUUACAACAGAGGGACACCGUGGUCUUGUCUUUAAUAAUCUCUGUCAUUAGUAUAAUGUAUCUAUUCUAGUUUGUCUAGAAUCAAGAUCUAUUGUAUUUUUCCCUCAGGCAGAACUUUAUUUUAUGGCUGCGGUCACUGCCUUUGUGAAGGUUGUUACUACUUGAACUUGUUCCUGCCAAUGUCAUGGGUUAAAAUUAGAAUCUCACUGCCGUGACAUUUUGCUCUGUCAUAACUGACAGAAAGGGUUUAAUGGCUUUAACAAAGCGAUCAAGAUUCAUGACGGAAUUCUUACUGUACAGAAAUCUCUGGGUCAUGGAAAACCAUCUGUGGUUUCAAGUAAGUGGUUGAUAAAAUCCUUUAAUUCACUCCUGGAGGGGGUAGUGAAUUGGCAAGUUGUCGCUUCGCAGCUAAAAUUGGGAGCGUGCUUUUCAAAUGGCUGGUAGUUCCCAAUUGCCAAUCUUUUGCACAGUUGUCAGACAGGCUUUGUCCCAAAGCUUCUGACAGACAACAGGGUCUGCAUGUAAGACUCUAAGAAUAGGCUCUGUUGUUAAUGGUGAAUUAAUGGUUUGUCCUUCCUAUAGAAGUUUCUCCUGGAUGUCAAUUAAAAAUCCAGAAAUUGAAGGCAUUUGUCAAUCUAACGUGAGUUUCCUCUUUUGCUCACAACACUUCUGGAUACCAUGCCAAAAAGUGAAAAGUGGGUGCUGAGUUUGAAUGCGGAAGAGCUAUGACUGAAAACACUGUUUGUGUUGGCUCAUUUGUGGCUAUUAAAGACCUGUGGGAAGUCAGAAUCCAGAAAAUUACCGAAGAGCUUCGGAAGCAAAAAGAAUUCAGUCAGAAGGCUGCGGGGAGACUGACAAUUAUUUGGGAAGAGAGGGCCAGUUUGGCCAAGCUGAAAGGCAAAGUAAUCAACGAAGAUGGAAGGGCUGUUUUAAGGAUUGAGCAGGAAGAAUGGCAGACUCUACCUUCUUGCUUAUUGAAACUGAAUUACCUGCAGGAAUGGCAACUUCACAGAACUAAUUUGAUCAAAAUCCCUCACUACAUUGGUCGCUUUCAAAACCUCAUUGUGCUAGAUCUAUCUCGAAAUUCCAUUGCAGAAAUUCCUAGGGAGAUUGGUCAAUUGUCAAAUCUUCAGGAGUUGAUCCUCAGUUAUAAUAAAAUUAAAUUGGUUCCUAAAGAAUUAGGCAACUGCGCUGGCUUAGAAAGAUUGGAACUGGCAGUAAAUAGAGACAUCUGUGAUCUUCCCCAUCAGCUGAGCAACUUGAAGAAGCUUUCUCACCUAGACCUGAGCAUGAAUCGCUUCACUACUUUGCCACUAGUUAUCCUAGAUAUGCCUAACUUGGAGUGGCUAGAUAUGGCGAGCAACCGGCUGAAAGAAAUCCCUGGCAAUAUUGACAAAGCAGAAAACUUACAUACUUUGUGGCUCCAAAGGAAUGAAAUAACCUGUUUGCCUGAAUCCAUUUCUAAUCUUAAGAAUAUGACUACCCUUGUUCUCACCAGCAACAAACUGCAAGAUAUUCCUGUUUGUCUGAAGGACAUGCUAAAUCUAAGAUUUGUCAACUUCAGAGAUAAUCCAUUAAAGCUGCAAGUUACACUUCCUCCUUGCCAGAAUCCCGAAGAAGAGGAGGAACAAGAACUCUAUGGAAUUCAAUUUAUGCAUUUAUAUAUUCAGAAGUUGCUCAAUGGUGAAGAAAAUAUGGAAAGUGAUAUUCCAGGUGCUGCUGACACCACUGACUGAAGACGAAAAAUAACACUUAAGAUGAUAUGGUAUUAUAAUUUUUUGGAGCAACAGAUCUGUUGUAACAAAUAUUUUGAGCUGUCUACUUAUUAGUAUUUUUUUUCUGAUCUAAAGGAUGUUGUAAACUAUCCCUAGUUUGUUAAACACAAUCCUGGAUGUUACAAACUUGCAAAAAUCACGGAAGCAGUGAAACUCC
Messenger RNA from Pantherophis guttatus, 2755 nucleotides. Lineage: Eukaryota; Metazoa; Chordata; Lepidosauria; Squamata; Colubridae. The record is from RefSeq and is a predicted model, not a curated record.